Adineta steineri is the source of this 723-nucleotide messenger RNA. NCBI's taxonomy places the organism in Eukaryota, Metazoa, Rotifera, Eurotatoria, Adinetida, Adinetidae. The record is from the annotation of a GenBank genome assembly.
AUGGCACGUUACGAACGAUUUGAUGAUGAUACACCAGCACCAAAAUUUACAAUUAUUACAACAUCAAAUGAUGAAAAAAUUGAUUUAAUUGUUACAACAUCAAAACCAACAUUAUCACCUGAAGAUGAAAUAACAGUUCGUCAUGCACUUAUAACAUUAAAUAUUAUAUCAAUUUUUGUUAGUACUGUAUGUGGUUUAAUAACAUUUUUCUUAGCUGUUGAAGAACAAUCAGCAUCAGCACUUGGUUUUGCUGUUGAUACUAUACUUGAUGUAUUAGCAUUUAGUAUUAUUAUAUGGCGUUUUACAAGUGCACAUGAACAAGCUAAACGAGAAAUUUAUGUCUUAAGAAUGUUAGCAAUACUUUUUUUUAUGUCCGGUUUCGGUGUAUUUAUUGAUUCAAUACUUGAUCUACGUAAUCAAAUUCAUCCUAUACCAAAUCAUUAUUUAGCUGUUGCAGUUGCAAUACAAACACUUGUUUUUUUAUGUUUAGCAUUUGGUAAAUAUACAGUUGCAAGAAAACUUAAUGUUAUAUCAGCUUAUUCCGAUGCAUUUAAUACAUUUAUAUCUGGUUUAAUGGCACUUUCAGUAGCUAUAAGUACAACAAUUUAUAAUUCAAAUUCAAAAGUUUGGUACCUAGAUCCAAUUAUAGGCAUGUUUAUAUCAGCAACAAUUAUGAUUUAUGGAAUAUGGAUGAUGUUUCAAUCAUUUAAAAAAACUUUUUAA